Molecule: messenger RNA, 3672 nt
Organism: Guillardia theta CCMP2712
Lineage: Eukaryota; Cryptophyceae; Pyrenomonadales; Geminigeraceae
Exons: 19
Coding region: 1-3672 (1223 amino acids)
Source: RefSeq, a predicted model, not a curated record
AUGUCGCGGAUGAGGGAGGAAGUGAAGGCAGCGCGAGGGAUAGGCGGGGGAGGAGAGAAGGACUCGAUCAUCGAGAUGCUGCCAGGCAAGAUUGUCAUGCUGAACAAGAAUGAAUACUCUGUUGAAGAUGCCGAAUCCUUCGAACUGUCUUCUUGGAUGAUUGAUGAACGAUACAGCAAGAAGAACAAGCUUGUGCUGGUAAAUCCCGCUAGAUUCGAACAUGUCUCUUUCUUCUUCCAGUCCAUGGAUGUGGCAGAACAAUGGCGCCAUAUCCUGAGGGGAGGAAAGGCAGGUGAAACUCUUUCAAAUAGUGUACAGGUAAUCUUGGCAUUGCGCUCUAGUGGCGGAAUCACUGAAUUUGGUCUGCCCACUAGGAAACAGCACACAACAUGGGGAGUCAACAACAGAGAAGUGAAUUGGGUUAUGAUCCUGUCAGCAAGUAACAUUCCAAUCCCUGAAGACCUCAAGCCUGCUGAACUGUUUUUCUCGCUGCAUAGUCAAGAUCAUCACUUCAAUACAGAAAGGGAACAAUUCCUUGGGUGUCCCCUCUGGUUUGAAAGCUUUGAAUUUACCAUGCAAGAAGACGACAGCAUCUCAAUCAUUCUGUGGAAAUGGAAUUCGACGUACAAGGACGAUAUGAUCGGUUCAUUAAGACUCCCAGUUUCUACCAUCGCUCAAGACUUUCAGGAUGUCCAUUCCGUUGUGAAUGGACUUCACUUUGCGCAUUCCAAUGCAAGCAUAUGCGAUUCGUUUGCAGGAUCAAGAAGGUAUGCACUCUCCAAGGGAAAUGGCGAAAAACUAGAAGACAAAUAUGGCGAAACAGCACAUGUUACAUUAUGUUGUAGAGUUAUGAAUAUAACCACCAUAACUAACAUUCCAAGUUACAUAUGGAAUGAGCAUUCUUUGGUCCAAAUCAAAGUAUAUGAUCGUGCAGGAUUGGUCAAGGGAAAGUAUGAAAUCUCACCAGAAUUCUGCAAGAUGGUUGAAAAGAAGAUUUCUAUUGGGUACUUGCAACAAAUUGGUCGAAUCAUUAUUUCAUUUCCUGGUCAAGGAAGUACCGAAAUCAAGAGCGAAGAUUUACUUGAAUAUGUCGGAGAAUGCAACAGUGGGUUAGAACAAGUACAGUAUAUGUUGGACUUCGGGUUUGCAAAGGACAAGGAUGCCUCCAGGACGGAGGAGCCUACAAUCCACUUCCUGCUUGAAUACUCGAGCGACCGAACAACUGAAAACGCCUUGAAGUGUGAAUUCCGAGAGAUUUUGUCUCGUGUAUGCAAGUAUUCCAUCGCUAUCAAGAUCAAGAUCUGCGAUUGGGACCACUUCUCAGACCAGUCGGUGCCGAUUCUUGUGUUGAAUGCGGGGAAGAAAACAAUCCACAAGACCCUAGACGAGGCAUAUGCCUCGUCGUCUUCAAGAGAAUACAUCUUGGAAGCAGAUGUGUAUCAAGAGUUUCGAAUCUUUCUCAUCGAGACAGCAAAGGAGUUGCGUGCGAUCGGGAGCGUUCGAAUUUCCAUGGCCGACAUUUUGUACUCGAUUCUAGUUAAUGAUGGUGCUGAUGUCGUGCAAGAUGAAAUCUUUAUGACUUUCAAGCUGUCUGAGAGAAGCAAAAGUCAAGAUCAGCUGUCAGAACCAAGCCAAUGUAGCCCAUGCAUCAAAAUCGCUUUCAAGCUGUUCAACGCGGCAAAGUUGUUGUUCGGAAUUCAAGAAUUUAUGCCGCUGGGGAAAUCGAAAGGGAACAAAAAGCGGGAAGAAAUCCAAACCAACACGCGAAAAAAUCUAAAGAUUAAUGUUAUCCAAUGCUGCAAUCAACCGAUGUUGAUGUCCAGAGAUACACUUCUCCAUUGUCGGGUACACAUCGGAAACGAAUGCGCUUUUGAGACUAAGAAACAACAAUCAACACGUGACAGAACCGUGUGGAAUGAAUCAUUCAUCAAAGAUGUGAACUCGAGCGAAAGAAUAUUGAUACAGGUCAUCCAAUCCAACUCCAAUGGCAACAUCUUGAUACUAGGAGAAGCUGCUAUCGACGUCAGUGACGUGGAGCUCUACCUGUCAAAGAACGGGAACCUCUCGCAGCAAGAUCAGACCAUCGGGCUGAAGCUCUUGGGCCUCAACGGGAUGGAACUCAAGUCAAAGGAGAAGUUGAGCUCGUAUCUCGACGUGUCCGUGCAGUUCGACCCGGUACCAUCCCGUGCCAAAAAUGGGAGGGCAGAAGAGAUAAUUGCUCCAGACGACCCCUCCUCUCCGAGCUCUGGACUGAUGCAGCAUCAGGAUGGGACCCACGAUGUGGUCUUCGAUAUGAGUGUCAUCGCUUGCAAGAACAUUCCCUUGGUCCCUUUUGGGUCAAAGAUUUACGUGCAAGUUGAAUGCGGAGAUGAUCGGAAGUAUACCAAGUCCAGGAUCUACCGAGAAGAAAUCCUGUUCAAUGAAACUUUUCGCUUCUUGCUCAAGAACAAUUCAGACUGUUUGGUGGCAACGAUUGUCUGUAAGCCACAGAACAAUGUCCACUACGAGAUAGGGAAGGUGCAAAUAGACAAAGCUGCUGUUUACGAAAGUAUUCAAGUGAAACAGGGUCUGCUUUCAUCUCAACAGCACACCUUCAAUCAAUCUGUGAUUCGUGAAAGUAACGAAAACGUGAAAGAACGAUCCAUCAUGCUCCUGGGCCAUCAAUAUCCGGCCUGGAAGGCAUUCGAGGUGAGAAACGAGAAGAAUGAAUCAAUCAUGGGCGAGACCGGCGAGCCAACUCAAGUUCUCAUCAACUUGGCUGCACACAACAGCACAUCCCAUCAGCAAUCAGGGGCUCGACCAUCUUCUCCUAAGGACACACCUGUGGCUGUCAACGUCACGUUCGCAGAAGACAUCGUCCCGUUCGUGCUGGAUAACGACCUGCUGAAUGGAUGGAAGCUGGAAGUCCUGCACACCAUUGCGCAGGUCUUGAACGAGCCUCAGGAUAGGUUCGACAUCGCAUCUGUGUACAUCAGCGACUGCAUCAACGUCAGGCUGCUGAUACGCCCCACUUGGAUGAUUCAGAACUACAACGCCAACGACAAGGCGCUGGCGUUAGCCGAGUCAUUAAUCUCCCAGGCGCGGCAUCCGUCCUCCUACCUCCGACAGAUUCAUCCCACCAUAUCCGACUGUGAGAUGCUAGGAGACUUCAAUCACUUCCAGAUCGAUGACUUUGUCAGUUCGCAUGACCUGGUGGAUAGCGAUACAUCACGCACGAUCGAGCACGACUCCAGCUCGAUUUCUUCGGCGUUGGGUCUGCUAGAGUUUGAGGAGUCUCGAGUCGAAGCAGACGACAGGAGGGGCUCUGCUGGGCAAGGCUCAAAACCCAUCAAGUCGUUGAAGCACAAAGACUCGUCCAAGAACGAAUGGUUGAAACGUUUAGCAGAAAUCUGCAAGCAAAAUCGAGAGUCGAGGACGAGAGAGACUUUCUUCCUCUUUUGGUGUGACGUCACAACCUUCGUCAACUCGUCCACAAGGCGAUCAGGUCCUGCCGUCAAUGCUUCCAAUAGUCGAUCUGAAGCAGACGGCGACAACCAAGCGUAUCAUGACGGCAAUCGAGGUUUUGAAACUUCUAGAUGGAUGAUGGCGAAGUGCUCAGAAUGCAAGAUUUUCAAGAGGCGAGAAAGAUUGAACUCAAGUGGGAAAUGUCCGAGGUGUGCGAGAAAUUCCUAG